AAGUUUCCGUCGGUGCCGGUCGCUGCCGCCUCCCGGUCGCGGCGGCCCCGCGGCGCUCGGUGUGUGUGCGAGCGGCGUCGCCUCGCUCCCCGCUUCCCUCCCUCCCGCCCGGCGUAUGGCGUGGGGCCGCCGGCGGCCGUGAGCGCCGGGCCAUGGACAUGUCGGACCCGAACCUGUGGACGGUGCUCUCCAACUUCACGCUGCCGCACCUGCGGAGCGGCUCCCGCCUGCGCCGCACGCAGAGUUGUAGAACAAGCAACAGGAAGAGUUUGAUGGGCAAUGGCCAGUCUCCAGCUCUGCCUCGGCCUCAUUCACCUCUCUCAGCUCACACAGGAAACAGUCCUCAAGAUAGCCCUAGGAAUUUCUCUCCCAGUGCCUCAGCCCACUUUUCUUUUGCACGAAGGACUGAUGGUCGCCGCUGGUCUUUGGCCUCCCUUCCUUCUUCUGGCUAUGGUACAAACACACCCAGCUCAACUGUUUCUUCAUCCUGUUCGUCCCAAGAAAAGCUGCACCAGUUACCAUACCAACCAACACCUGAUGAACUACAUUUUCUAUCUAAACAUUUCUGUACCACUGAAAGCAUUGCGAGUGAUAACAGGUGCAGGACCACUGCAAUGCGUCCGCGCUCCAGAAGUCUCAGCCCUGGACGUUCUCCUGCCUGCUGUGACAAUGAAAUAAUUAUGAUGAACCAUGUCUACAAAGAAAGGUUCCCAAAGGCCACAGCUCAGAUGGAGGAAAGGCUUCAGGACAUUAUAACAAAUCAUUCUCCAGAAAACGUCCUUCCCCUGGCAGACGGAGUGCUCAGUUUUACCCACCAUCAGAUCACAGAACUGGCUCGAGAUUGUUUGGAUAAAUCCCACCAGGGCCUCAUCACAUCACGAUACUUCCUUGAAUUACAGCAGAAAUUAGACAAAUUGCUACAGGAGGCACAGGAGCGAUCGGAGAGUGGAGAACUGGCAUAUAUUAAGCAACUGGUCCGAAAAAUCCUAAUAGUUAUCGCUCGUCCUGCUCGUUUACUGGAAUGCCUGGAAUUUGAUCCCGAAGAGUUUUACUAUCUUUUGGAAGCAGCUGAGGGCCAUGCUAAAGAAGGGCAAGGCAUUAAAACAGACAUCCCUCGAUACAUUAUUAGUCAGCUGGGCUUAAAUAAAGAUCCUCUGGAAGAAAUAGCUCAGCUAGCUAACUGUGACAGUGGGACAGCAGAAACUCUGGAAAUGGAUGAAUCAAUAAGUACCUCUAAUACCUCACUGCAGCUCCGGAGGAAACCUCGGGAAAGUGAUUUUGAAACAAUUAAACUGAUCAGUAAUGGAGCUUAUGGUGCGGUUUAUUUUGUGAGACAUAAAGAAACCAGACAAAGAUUUGCCAUGAAGAAAAUUAAUAAACAAAAUCUCAUCCUUCGAAACCAGAUCCAACAGGCUUUUGUUGAGCGCGAUAUCCUGACAUUUGCAGAAAAUCCUUUUGUUGUCAGCAUGUAUUGCUCCUUUGAAACAAGACGUCAUUUAUGUAUGGUCAUGGAAUAUGUAGAAGGUGGAGACUGUGCUACUUUGAUGAAGAAUAUGGGUCCCUUACCUGUAGACAUGGCAAGGAUGUACUUUGCAGAGACUGUUCUGGCUUUGGAAUACCUUCAUAAUUAUGGAAUUGUACACAGGGAUUUGAAGCCAGACAAUUUAUUGGUAACGUCCAUGGGCCAUAUAAAGCUUACAGACUUUGGUCUAUCAAAGGUGGGGCUAAUGAGUUUGACUACCAAUCUGUAUGAGGGUCACAUUGAGAAGGAUGCCAGAGAAUUCCUUGAUAAACAAGUCUGUGGUACACCUGAAUACAUAGCUCCUGAAGUAAUACUGAGACAGGGUUAUGGAAAACCAGUGGACUGGUGGGCUAUGGGGAUUAUUCUUUAUGAAUUUCUUGUUGGGUGUGUGCCAUUCUUUGGAGAUACACCAGAAGAGCUGUUUGGACAAGUAAUCAGUGAUGAAAUCAACUGGCCUGAAAAGGAUGAAGCACCACCUCCAGAUGCUCAGGAUCUCAUUACCCUGCUGCUCAGGCAGAAUCCUUUGGAAAGACUGGGAACAGGUGGUGCAUAUGAAGUAAAGCAGCAUCAGUUCUUCAGGAGCCUUGACUGGAAUAGUCUGCUGAGGCAGAAAGCAGAAUUUAUUCCACAGUUGGAGUCUGAAGAUGACACAAGUUAUUUUGAUACUCGUUCUGAAAAAUACCACCAUAUGGAAACUGAGGAAGAAGAUGAUACAAAUGAUGAAGAUUUUAAUUUGGAGAUAAGACAGUUUUCUUCAUGUUCACACAGAUUUUCUAAAGUUUUUAGUAGCAUAGACCGAGUCACUCAAACACAAGGUGAAGAAAAGGAAGAUACAGGAGACAAAACAAAGAGUGUAACAUUGCCUUCAGUGGAAUCUUUAAGCUGGAGUUCAGAAUAUUCUGAAAUACAACAAAUAUCUACAUCCACCUCCUCGGACACUGAGAGUAGCAGGCAGCGACAUAGUUCUGGUUUACUGCCAAAGCUGGCCAUAUCAGCUGAAGGAGAACAGGAUGAUUCUACCUGCUUAGUGAGGCCCCGGGAAGAACAGGAAAAGCCUCCAUUAGUGAGCGAGGAAACAGUGCAAGAUGAACCUGAAGUAACCACUCCAGCAAGUACCAUCAGCAGCUCCACACUAUCAGUUGGUAGUUUUUCAGAACACUUAGAUCAGAUAAAUGGAAGAAGUGAGAGUGUGGACAGCACAGAUAACUCCUCAAAACAACCCAGUGAAGUUGCAUCUCAUGUGGCUCGUCAGCGAUUAGAAAGCACAGAGAAAAAGAAGAUCUCUGGAAAAGUCACGAAGUCCCUUUCUGCAAGUGCUUUGUCCCUCAUGAUUCCAGGAGAUGUGUUUGGUGUUUCUCCUCUGGGAAGUCCUAUGUCACCUCAUUCACUAUCAUCUGAUCCUUCAUCCUCCCGUGACUCCUCUCCCAGUCGUGAUUCUUCAAUUGCUGCUUCAAGUCCUCAUCAGCCAAUAGUAAUUCACAGUUCAGGAAAAAAGUAUGGCUUCACCAUCCGAGCGAUCAGGGUUUACGUGGGUGACAGUGAUAUCUACACUGUGCACCAUAUUGUUUGGAAUGUGGAAGAAGGAGGUGCAGCACACCAGGCUGGUUUAAAAGCUGGGGACCUGAUUACCCAUAUCAAUGGAGAACCAGUGCAUGGUCUUGUUCAUACAGAAGUCAUUGAGUUGUUGUUAAAGAGUGGCAACAAAGUGUCAAUUAUGACAACCCCAUUUGAAAACACUUCCAUCAAGACAGGACCUGCCAGGAGAAACAGCUACAGAAGCAGAAUGGUUAGGCGCAGUAAGAAAACCAAGAAAAAAGAGAGUUUAGAGAGGAGAAGAUCUCUAUUUAAAAAGUUGGCCAAGCAACCCUCACCCCUUCUUCACACCAGCAGAAGUUUCUCCUGCCUGAACCGAUCACUUUCAUCAGGGGAGAGCUUGCCUGGGUCUCCAACCCACAGCUUGUCUCCGAGGUCACCUACCCCAAGUUACCGCUCCACUCCUGAUUUUCCAUCUGGUACUAAUUCUUCCCAGAGUAGUUCCCCUAGUUCAAGUGCUCCCAAUUCUCCAGCUGGCUCAGGACACAUAAGACCCAGCACUCUUCAUGGCUUGGGUCCAAAGCUUGGUGGGCAAAGAUACAGAUCUGGAAGACGCAAAUCAGCUGGCAGCAUCCCUCUCUCUCCUCUGGCACGGACACCUUCUCCAACACCCCAGCCCACAUCCCCUCAGCGAUCUCCAUCACCAUUGCUAGGACAUUCACUUGGAAAUACAAAAAUAGCUCAGUCUUUUCCUAGCAAAAUGCACUCCCCUCCAACUAUUGUAAGGCAUAUUGUUAGGCCAAAGAGUGCAGAGCCACCACGAUCUCCACUCUUAAAGAGAGUCCAAUCUGAAGAGAAACUUGCACCCUCUUAUGCCAGUGAUAAGAAACACUUAUGUUCACGAAAACACAGUCUGGAGGUGACCCAGGAAGAAGUGAAUAGAGAAUUGUCCCAGAGGGAAGUAACUCUUCAGAGUUUGGAGGAGAAUGUAUCAGAUGUGCCGUCACUCACAAGAGUCAGGCCUGUAGAACAGGGCUGCUUGAAACGUCCCAUUUCUCGUAAAUUAGGUAGGCAAGAAUCCAUCGAUGAGCUAGACAGAGAGAAGCUGAAGGUCAAGAUAGUUAUGAAAAAGCAAGAUUUUGCUGAAAAAGCAAAUGCUGCUCUACAUGAACAUAGCAGCGAACCAGAAAAUCCCAAUACCUUAAGAUUGGAAGAAAGAGACAAAAAAGCAUUCCAGAAGGUAUUAGAAAGAUCAAAUCAGUUUGAAACAAAAAUCGUUGCUUUGGAGACCCAGUCAGCUGGUGGCAUACUCAAAGACACCCUUCAAAAGAAUGCAAACUUGAGAUCAAAUGAGUGCAUUGCUUUAGAAGCACAGACGUUGUGUCAUGGGCCUCCGCUUAGUGAAUUCAGUCACCUUUCCUGUGACUUCAAAAGAACUUCCCCUCCAUGUACACUGCAGGAUGUACCAUCGCAGUCCUCUGACAGGAUGUUUAAUGGAAAGGGAGAAAACACGGAUAAAAAUGUACCAACAAAAGAAUUUGUCAAAUAUGAAAGAUUAGAUGGCAAACUUGCAAAUAUUGAUUAUCUUAGAAAGAAACUGUCCUUUGAAGAAAAAGAUGAGAGUGUCUGUCCAGUGCUAAAACCCAAGCUGACAACAAAUGUUCACGAAUGCCUUCAACUUAACACAGUCAGACCCAUAAGCAUACAGCAGGAUUCCACUACAGUUGCUGAGGGUAGAGCAUUCAUCAACAGUGCACAUGCUGCUCAGAUUAAUUCCGUUUCUUUUGUUCCCCUCAAAACCUUGAAUGGCCGAGCAGAAACGGGUGUGGAAAAAUCAGCUGUGAUUUCCACGGAGUCACCUGUCAGAAAAAGUCCAUCAGAAUAUAAACUUGAUGGGAGGUCUGUUUCCUGCCUGAAACCAAUAGAAGGCACACUAGACAUUGCCUUACUUUCUGGACCACAGGCUUCGAAGACCGAGUUGCCUGUGUGUGUACUGCCAGAAGGACAGAGUGCCAGCAGUGAUGCGGGAUCUUCUAAACCUGCAGCACCACAAGAGGGUGGUGGAAAGGCAGAACUGGCCUGUCAGAAAGAGCAGUUGUUAAGCUAUUCAAAAUCUAGCAAAAUUAACAUAUCAGAACCUCAGGUUCUGCAAAUAAGCAAGAGUUCUCCAAAUCCACCAGUGAUGCCUGUGGCUGCAGAAGUAGUGACAGAGAAAAAGGCUCCUAGUCCAGCUGCUAAAAUCAGUGUUUCUGUUGAAGCUGUUCAAAAGAAAGACACCUCUCCUUCAAAACAGAAGGACAGUUCAGUGGAGGCAAAGUCCAGCACUAUUCAGAGUCAGAGUGUUAAAACUACCCAAACAUACUGCAAACUUUCUACUGUUCAGAGCACUCCUGAAAAAGCUCUAGGCAAAGAGAAGCAAGGGCAAAAGGAGUUGCCUGCCAGACAGCCAAUAACCCAAAGAAAUUGUGAACCUACCCCUGCAAAGGUGGAGGUGAUCAGGGAGUCAUCUCUGAAGGUAUCUGUCUCAGAUGUUCUGACAACAAGCUACUCCAGAAGCAAUGAAAAAAAAUCUGCUGAUUUUGCCAUUCCAUCUCAGAUACAAGGAAAAAUGCAAGCAGCUGGUCCCAAGGCACAACCUAAGGAUAGCAAAGAUGCUCUAAAACAGUUAAACAAAGAAGACACUGUUGUUGCUAGUUUUGUAGAAAGGGAUAUAACCAAGCAGAAAGUUCUCAGUGAGUCUAAGAAAGUUACUAUAGAGUUAAAGAAUGAAACUCCUCCAUCCAAACGACCCUCAAUGGAUUGUGAUCCUAAAAAUGAGAAGUCUAUACUGCUGUCCUCUGUGCAGAAGGACAACACCAAAGAUUUGGGAAAGAAAGAUCAGAAACAGGUCCCUGACAUAAGGCUACAGACCACUGAGAGAACGCAGUCCAGCCAAGUUGCUCAGCAACAACUUACUGCUCUGGUCUCCCCUGCUGCGAGAGAUGCUGUAAGCAGAAACUGUGCUGUAGAUGUUCAUGUAGGUAUUCAAGAACACGUGAAGCCUGCUGCCACCUGUGUGGAAAGCAGCAGUAAUAAGCUCAGGCCUGCUUCUGAUGUGACUUCCUCUAGGUCUAAGCACUUGGAUAAACAGACCUUUUCACAAAAACCAUGCACUCCAGAAACAAAAGAAAAAGAAACAAUUAUUCAGGUGUCUGUCAGCUCACGGAAAGAUGGCAAACAUGCCAGUAAAAAUGUGCCAGAUCCCCCUUCUUUUGUUUCAGGUUCUUUGAGAAAAAUGAACAAUGAACAUGUUCAGGUCGAAAAGCCUGUGACUGUUGAGCAUGGGUUGGUAUCCACCCUUCAAGUGAGCACCAUCACUGCUGACACCAAACCCAAAUCCUUUGCUCUUGGCCCAGGACCAACAGGCCCAGAGAUUUCUAAGCAAAUGCAAAGGCAAGAACCAGCAGGCUUUGGGGAAUCUGCUGAUCAAAAGCUGCUUCACCUCACUGAGAAACAAACCGUGUCUCCAAAGUUUUCCACUGUGAAAGACUGUCUCAUGCUGAGCAAACAGGCAGACAGAAGCCCUAGUAAUCAGACGUCUCCGGAUAAAAGACCCGAAGGAAAAACAUGCACUGAUGCACUUUAUGUUCAACAUGACAGUGGGAAAGUAGAGCCUACCCUUUGCCUCACAAACAGCGAUGCCAGGGCAAAAGGAGCAGAAAAAUCAACCGCAAGUAGCAAAUGCUCUCAAGAUUCAAAAGGGAAAGGACAAGUUAAUCAAAAACAGCCAGAGGAUGCAAACAAACAGGCUGCAAUAAAACAUUUGUCAGGUGCCAGUGGGCAAAGUUCUUGUCAUGUGGCUGCAAUGCCAGGAAAACCACUGACUAGUUCAGCCAAUUUCUCUGAAUGUAGACAAGAAGCAUUUGUUUUGUCUUCAGAGAAGAGUGAUGCAUCUUCAGCAAAGGUUAAAGCAGCUUCACCUGAGCUUCCUGCAGCCAGCUGCAAGGAACUAAGUAAGAAAAGCACCUCUUCCACAGGGUAUGGUAAGGCAGAAAUGACUAAAAGUGUGUCACUGGUGACCUUGCACAGUGCUGCUGUUGUAGUAGAAGCCCACCACUCUACUUCAAACACUGGGGGGAAACCUGGAAAUCAAGAAAAGUCUUUUGUUAACACUGUGGAUGUAAAGGGAAAAGAUGCUGUUCAGGCUCAGCAGUCUGCUUCAAGAAAACAGAAUGUAGGUAAAGAUUUAUCUAGGUCAGCAACCACACCUGACCGCCAAAAUGCACUUUCUAAUGACAAAGACUCAGCUCGGCAGCGGCGAGGAAAGGAAGCUUUGCGGAGCAGUCCUCACAAAAAAAACUGUUGACUGUACUACCUGCAGAUAUGACUUCAAAACUAGCUGAAACAAAGACAAUAUAUUUUGACCAUCUUCAAACCAGCACUGUGUAGUGUCUUUGUGUGGCAAAGCUUUCAUGUCACUGACAAAAAAGAAUGGGGAUAUAUAGAAAGGACUUUUUUUUCAAAAUGCCUUCCCAAUGUUAACCGGUAAAACUGUUACCAUAUAGUAUUUGUACAAAAAUAGAUAUACAGCUGAAAGCUGUUGAAGAAAUGAUUUCCUCUGUAAAUACUUGGUGAUGUGUUUGGGGUUUGAAUGUAGCAUAUAUACUUUGCUGCUGAUUGCAUUGUUUACUCUUCCCUUUUUUAAAGAUAGUUGCUUUGCUACUUAUUUGCCAUACUCAAAUACGAAACUGAAUUACUAAAACUCACAAGUGGCGUGGACGUGCACAAGUAUUGGUCUAACCUGGAGGAUAAAAACAUGCCACAUUUUUACUUACUAAAAAUCCUAGCUAGAGGUAAAAAUACAAGAAAAGAAUAAA
Molecule: messenger RNA, 7911 nt
Organism: Cygnus atratus (black swan)
Lineage: Eukaryota; Metazoa; Chordata; Aves; Anseriformes; Anatidae
Gene: MAST4
Product: microtubule associated serine/threonine kinase family member 4
Exons: 26
Coding region: 153-7400 (2415 amino acids)
Biological process (GO): intracellular signal transduction; peptidyl-serine phosphorylation
Molecular function (GO): protein serine/threonine kinase activity; protein binding; ATP binding
Source: RefSeq, a predicted model, not a curated record